Molecule: messenger RNA, 1844 nt
Organism: Carassius gibelio (silver crucian carp)
Lineage: Eukaryota; Metazoa; Chordata; Actinopteri; Cypriniformes; Cyprinidae
Product: bone marrow proteoglycan
Exons: 7
Coding region: 188-1126 (312 amino acids)
Source: RefSeq, a predicted model, not a curated record
CUACAGAGAACGGUCAAAACAUGUGAAGAUAAGACAAAAGGCCAUAAAACUGUCCAAAAGUUCUUUUAUAAGAAGCACUGGAUCUCACAGCACCGAGAGAAACGCGGGUGACGAGUCAGUAAAGACAAGAUCAACACAUGUAAAUCAUCUCUUUGCAGAAAGCAACUCUUAGGAGAUUUUUGGCAAGAUGAGAACAUUACUCUUGCUGGUUCUCACCAUAACAGCUUCUGUAGCUUCUGCCAGUCCACCAGUUCAGGAUGAAAAGCUUCCUGAUCAAGUAGUGAAGGUGCCAGCGGUUGAAAAAGAUCCAGCGGCAGAGCACACAGAAGCAGAGCAAGGUCCUCUGAUGCAGGAUGAAGCUGUUGCAGAUUCACGUAUGUUGGAGCCUGAUUCAGUGCUGCUGGGGCCAGAGACAACAGAGGAACACACAGUACCAGAAGAGAUGCUGGAGGAACCCAUGCUCGAGGCAGAUUACCUGAUUGAAGAGAUGCCAGAGACAGAACUAGAGCCUGAGACAGAGCCAGAAAAAACUGUCAUUCAGAUGGACAGUAAGAUCACACCUGUGGAGGAAUCUGUACUACAGUUAGAGUCUGAAACUAAUGUAGAUGUGGAAGAUGGAAAAAAAGAAAAUGCAGAAAAGGAGGAGCCUACACUUGAGGCUGAAUAUAUAGUGGUUGAAGAUCCAGAAAUACAAUUGGAACUUGUGAGGGAAAGACGAAGGACACCGAUUGGGAGAUGGACUUGUGGAGGAGUUGUCCUACAGGGCAAAUGUUACCAGUACUUCACCAGAAACCUUGAUGCCUAUACUGCUGAGUUACACUGUCAAUCUAUCUGCCCCAAUGGCCACCUGGCUUCUGUGACAAGCAGCUACAUUCGUGACGGAAUAGGAAAGUUAAUGGAGCAGUAUGGCGGGGGCAUUCGCGCAUGGCUUGGAGGACGAAGAGUCAUUGGUACAAAUAAUUUCGUUUGGUUGGAUGGAACGCAGUGGAGCUAUAAUGGCUGGGCUUUUGGAGAGCCCAAUAAUGCUGGUGGGAUGGAGAACUGUGUGGAGACAUGGAAUGAUCUGGCGUUCAGGGAUGUACCAUGCACAAUACCCAAACCGUUCCUCUGUUCCUGUCCAGUUUAGACAGCGAGAAGGUUCACCUAACCUGCUAUUCAGUAACAUUUCUGAAAAAAAGUGUAAAUAAUAAUAAUUAAUACUACUGCUUUUUUUUUUUUUUUUUUUGGAAAAUUAAUAUAUAAGGGGUAUUCAGUAAUCAACCAUUUUUAUUCUUGCCUUUUUUAUGAAAAAACAAUAUUAGUAAAAUUUUUAUUUAAAAAAACAAUUGAUUAAUUUAGUUUGGUUAACAUAGCAUUAAGUUGUUGUAAACAAUUUGUUUAAUAGCUAAAACACUUCUACUGAAAAUGAUAUUAAAUAAAAGUUAAUCUUAUUGUCAUUAAAGUGUGAUUUGUUAUAUUUUAUUACUGUAUCUAAGACUGUAAUUAUCAUGCCAGUAGUUUAAUCCUUUAACUGUUUUAAACUGCUUUAAUCAUUUAACUGAAAGGUCACAUAAUGUUAAAUCCUGGCAGAGCUUUUCACUAAAGCUUUAGCCAGGCGCUGGUAAUAGCUAUCAUCACCAUGAGCCUACCAUGCAGGCCUUUUUCCAUCCCAUCAUCUGGCCAGGAAUGCCUGGGUUCCCGUGCUUCUAUGCAUCAUCUAUGGGAUAAAGAAAGAGCCACUUGGUGUGACACACACGUUUGUUGUGUAGCCAGCGGUGGACACUGGGACAGUCAUAAUGUUACAAAUGAACUUUAGUGCAAGAGGUUUUAAAGGAAAAGUGUUUCAUUUUUGAGCUACUAGAAUC